CUAAAGUAUACGGAAGUCCUGACGCACAGGAAAAUGUUGAAGUCUUUUUUGUAUAGCUAGUUCUGGUAAUAUCGUUGUGAAAAUUUGCAAUUCAUUGAAAACACAUGACACCAGACAACCUUCAUUUCAAAGGUUACCAGUGAAACGGUCGUGGAAGUACAUUCCAUUCGUUCCUUUUGUUUAUAUCCACCGAGAUGAACUCGAAUAUUAGUAUUUGUAAAGGUCUAGAAUGUGUGUUAGUUUGGAGUACUUUCGCUAUAUUCGGGCUUAAAGAAAUAUCUGGGACGGCCCCGCACAAACCGGGUUUGGAAACAUACAGUUUGGAGGGAAAGUGGAAAAUAAAUAACGCUAACAAUUCUUUGGCUCUGGUUGCGGAUGUACCAGGCUGUGUGCAUUCAGCUCUGCUGAAACAAGGACUGAUACAGGAUCCCUAUUAUAGAUUUAAUGAUCUGGCUCACAGAUGGAUCUCUCUGGACAACUGGACUUAUACAAAGGCAUUUUCUCUCCCGCCUGAUGUCAGCAGCAACAAAAGAGUAAAUCUUGUAUGUGAUGGCAUAGAUACAGUGUCUGCAAUUUCUAUCAAUCAAGUCUUCGUGGGGAGGACAGACAACAUGUUCCAGAGAUAUAGUUUUGAUGUCACCCGGUUGGUAAAGGACAGCAAUGUUAUACAGGUUGACUUUACGUCAGCAAUAACAUAUGCAGCUGAGCAAAGAGCAGCUCACGUCUCCUAUAUGGUGCCUCCGGAAUGCCCCCCUCCUGUGCAGAAAGGAGAGUGCCAUGUUAACUUCAUCAGAAAGGAGCAGUGCUCAUUUAGUUGGGAUUGGGGUCCAUCAUUCCCUACACAAGGAAUCUGGAGAGGCAUCCGAAUCGAGGCCUAUGAUGUUUUUCAGCUGGUGUAUCUCACUGCUACUCCUAGCUAUGAUCACAAUACCAAACAGUGGAACCUUCAAGUAGAGGCCUUCUUUGACACAGUCAGCCUUAAACCACUAGCAGGCCACGUGACCAUUCACAUCCCUAAACUGCAAACACAACAAAUCUAUGAGGUCACACUUCAGCCUGGACAGAGCAACAGCAAACUUAUACUUCCUGUAAACAAGAUCGUUCCUCUGGAAUACUGGUGGCCUAGCGGACAGGGGAACCAGACUGGGUAUAACAUGACUGUCGCUGUCUCUGUGGCUGAAGGAUACAGUAUUGAAAAAAACAUUAUGGUGUAUUUCCGCACAGUGGAGUUGGUACAGGAGCCCAUUCCAGGAUCCCCUGGCCUCAGCUUCUAUUUCAAGAUCAAUGGACUGCCGAUUUUCCUCAAGGGCUCAAACUGGAUCCCGGCGGAUUCAUUUCAGGAUCGAGUCACCCCUGAAAUCUUAAGAAAUCUUCUCCAGUCUGCUGUCGAUGCCAAUAUGAACACAUUGCGUGUCUGGGGAGGAGGAGUUUAUGAAAUGGAUGAGUUUUAUGACAUCUGCGAUGAACUAGGAAUUAUGAUCUGGCAAGACUUCAUGUUUGCUUGUGCCCUUUACCCUACUGAGAAAAGCUUUAUAGACUCAGUGAGAGAAGAAGUUACUCAUCAAGUGAGGAGAUUAAAGUCCCAUCCUUCUGUCAUUAUAUGGAGUGGAAACAAUGAGAAUGAGGCUGCCAUUGCCAGCAACUGGUUCAAAAUUCCAUCAUCAGAAUGGCCGAUUUACAUCAAGGACUAUGUGACUCUGUAUGUGAACAACAUUAGGGAUAUAAUUCAAAAUGAAGAUAAAAGUCGUCCGUAUCUGUCAUCAAGCCCCACAAAUGGAGAGGAAUCAAUUAAGGAAGGAUGGGUAGCCAAAAACCCUUAUGAUACCAACUACGGUGACACACAUUUCUACAGCUACCUCGACGACUGCUGGGACUGGAAGAGUUUCCCAAAGACCAGGUUCGCCUCUGAAUAUGGUUUCCAGUCCUGGCCAUCUUUUUCGACUUUACAAAAGGUUUCUAUUCUUGAAGACUGGAAUUACUCCAGCAAUUUCACUGCUCAUCGGCAGCACCACAGCAAAGGAAACAAGGAGAUGAUGGAGCAGGCUGCCCUUCACUAUACCCUUCCACAGUCUACAGACCCCUUGCAGAAGUUUAAAGACACAUUGUUCCUGACACAGGUGAUGCAGGCCCAGUGCAUUAAAACAGAAACGGAGUUCUACAGACGCAGUCGGAGUGAGAUCCUUGAUGGAAAGGGGCACACGAUGGGGGCUCUGUACUGGCAGCUGAAUGAUAUCUGGCAGGGUCCCUCCUGGUCUUCCAUUGAAUACGGCGGGAAGUGGAAGAUGCUCCAUUAUUUUGCACAGAACUUCUUUGCUCCAGUCCUUCCGGUGGGGUUUGAAGAUAUAGAAACGCUUAUUAUCUAUGGAGUGUCUGACUUAAAGAAUGACCUCGCACUCUCACUCCUGGUAAAAGCAUACCUGUGGAGCAGUAUGGAACCUGUGUGUGUCGGUGUCACAGAUGCGGUGAUCAAAGCUGGGAGCGCUAGCCCAAUCUACAAAGAGCCUGUGAAUGAUCUGCUGAAGCGAUGCGGGAACUGUACCCGACUGAGCUGCGUCGUCUCCUUCUCUCUGAAGGCAAACGGGCAGCAGUAUGGACCUGACAACUAUCUUUUCCUCUCCUCACUCAAAGAUGCAGAGGGCCUGAAGAAACCACAGCUCUCUGCCACUGUUAAGCAGGAGGGUGAGGCGUACAUUAUCAACUUACAGACAACAAACAUUACCCCGUAUGUUUGGCUGGACGUAGGCGACAUCUCAGGACGCUUUGAAACCAAUGGAUUCCUAAUGUUGCAGAAAACCAAGGCUGUGAAAUUUUUCCCCUGGAAGCCCACGAGUACUUCUGAGCUGACCAAAUCUCUGCAAGUGCGCUCACUAAUGAACAUUUACUGAUACGGAACUGUUAAAGAGCCCUGAUGCGGAACUGUUGAAGAGCCCGAAAAUCAUCUUAUGGCACUGUUGGCUUCAUUUACAUAAAUACUCCAAUUGAAAUUUGUCAACCUUUUUCUGAUAAAUUAAAUAAAAUUGAAAAGAAAAGGACUCCAGCUUUUUUGUUUACAGCUCCAGUAGAAAUGAUGUGCUCAGCUGGUUUUCACAUGUAAUGUUUUUCAUUAGAAAGUAAGUAUAUUGAUUUGAGAAAUAUCACAGGCCAGUUGUGCCUGAUAUUGAUUCAUUUUCCUUCUUACUGGUUCAAAAGCGAAAUUUAUAGAUCGCUUUAAUCAAAUUUGGAUACAUUUUUGUUACCUUUCUUCACACACUUUUUGUUUAUAUUUGAAAGUUCCUUUUCAAGUACAAAAUGUAUUCCAUUACUUUAUUAACCUAUUAUGCCCGAUUCAGCUGAACACUUGUUACACCCGCGACGUCGGCACGCCUGUCUCUGCCCCCACAGAAGAAAAAACUGCGUGCAGGAUGGCGCGCAAUGCCAUUUUCUAUUCAGCCUUUUCAGCUUACAAAGAAAGUGACCCAGCAUUCGAGAGAGUGAAAAUUCACUGUCUUCGACCAGAAGCAGUCAGAUAAGCCUGUCUUAUUUUAUUUCUGUUUGUUUUUUCCCCUUGGGAUAAACCGCUGAGGCAAAAAAUUGUUUAAAUACAUUUUUUGUGUUUUAACCAAGUCUGUUUUUGCGGCCUUCUGCCAGCGGCAGCAGCGGGCUUGCCUGCUCCUGCACCCACAGAUCGGUGACAUAGUAUUAUUAAUAUUAUUUCUACCUUAACUCCAGCUGGAGUUUUAUUGUCUUGUUUUUUACAAGCAUAUUGUGAAUUUAAACUAUGUUUAAAUAUAUAUUGUGGUUGAAACUGCUGUAUUUGUGUUUCUCCCUUUUUUAUUCCAGGUGCUGUGCGCACGGUUUACUGCUUAAGCAGUCUGGCUCAGAUUUGCUUGCAAGCCAGCGCUCCUGGAUGGGCACUGUGUUUAGCUCUCGGGCUGCACAGACUAACUUGCAGGCUGUAGCCCAACAGUUAGAGAGCUCUGCUCUGUUGCCCAUGCCACAAUAGCAGGCAGCUUCGGCACCGCUUUGUGAAGGCUUGUCAUCCCUGUGUUGCUGCCUUUGUCACGCGAAAUUUGCUUAGGCCCUGCCAAUACCAUCUGUGCACCGUACCACACCAUGCACGGUAGUACACUGUGCCGCACCGUGCCGUGCCUCCGUCCGACGUACUGCACCGUACCGUGCUAAACGUACUGUGCACCUGCACCGUGUUUCACCAUGCAUCAUAGUGUACCACCUGUGCGCAUGACUACAGUUUUGCUGCAACGAUGCCUGGGUUCCAUUCUUGCAUGACUUGGAAGAAGCCUAUCCCUUCAGAGGAUUAGCACAAUAUAUGGUGUCUUGGUAUUGAGCAUGCUCUGCAAGCAUUCCAGGAUCACGCCUUUUGUGAGACCUGUGUGCUGCUCAUCAGACAUUCGGUCGAGCGCAGGAACAAAUGUUUUGCAGAACAUGCUCUGACUUUCUCUAGCCCCUCACACCUUUUCAAAGUGCAUGGAGGCUAUCCUGACCCCUCCUGAGGCUACAAGGCAUCGGAGUGCUCAACUACCUGGACGACUUGCUCAUAUGUGCCGAGUCUCCAGCGCAGGCAGUAGCGCACAUGGAACUGGUGACCGCUCACCUCGACAGGCUCGGUCCGGCAGUAAACUUGUCAAAAAGACAGCUGGUACCGUCCCAGACUACCAUCUACCUGGGAACCUGCUUGAACUCAAGCAGCAUGAUCGCCACUCUGUCAGAUGACAGAAUCCAGAGGCUCCACACGUGCCUGAGGCUGUUUCAGCCCGGCGUGUCACGGGAGGUCGUCACCUUUCAGAGGCUUCUGGGCCUAAUGGCAGCAGCAUCCCAGACCCUUCCAUUGGGUCUUCUCCACAUGUGCCCUCUACAAGCAUGGUUCAGUCACAGGGUGAAUCAUCCCCUCUUGCAACCACAUCUCCGCCUGUUGGUGUCCUGACACUGUAUGGAGGCCCUCUCACGGUGGAAACAGCCAGCUCACCUGUGUCUAGGUGUGGCAUUGGGCAGUAUCACCAGACGAGAGCUGAUCACCACAUACGCCUCCGUCUCAUGCUGGGGUGCCAUGUGGAAUGGACGAGGAGCGCAAGGUGUGGGGCAGCCCUCUUGGGUGGGGCUACACAUAAAUGUCCUGGAGCUGCAGGCAGUUUUUCUGGCCUUGCAGAGUUUCUUCCAGGAGGUGUAGGGGAGGCACGUGUUGUUCAGGACGGACAACACAACCGGCCCAGGAGAACAUGGUUCUCCACACUGGUGCAGCUAUUGCGCCACCAGCUUUGGCACUUGCCCAUGCACCGCAACCUGCUCUGCCAGGCGCAGGCACCCAAACCCAUCGAGCCUACAGUUUUGGGUCUGGCCCCUGAACGGCUCCUGUUCAGCCAGUUAGGCUUGUCGGAGAGAGUCGUAUUGACUCUCCAGAAUGUGAGAGCUACUUCUGUGCGCUCUCAGUAUGGAUACAAGUGGGGCAUGUUCCAGACUUGGUGUUUGGCACAUCAGGCUGAUCCCACGACUUGCCCCAUGCUAAUCAUUCUGCAGUUUUUGCAGGACAUCUUUGAUGAGGAUAAAUCCACCUUGAUUCUGAAGGUCUACUUGGCAGCCAUCUCGGCUUGCCAUGUUAAAAUUGACUCGGUGUUCCCAGGGGCUCAUUUUCUGACUGGCCAGUUCCUGAAAUGGGUGCGGAGUCUUUGGCCUCCUUUGAAGGACUAAGUUCCUCAGUGGCGGUUAAAUGUGGUGCUGCGUGCACUCACAAAACCACCCUUUGAACCUCUGCGUUCUACAGAGCUUAAAUACCUGGCUCUGAAGAGCGUUUUUACUUGCCAUCACCUCCGCUAGAUGCGUGAGUGAGAUGCAGGCAUUUUCAGUGGCAAAAGCUUGUUUGUUUUUUACGGAGUCCAGGACUAUGGGCUUACUCCGUACGAAUCCGACCUAUGUGCCCAAAUGCCAGUCGACCUUCCAUGUCAAUCAGUCUGUGGAAUUAGAGGCCUUUCUUCCUCCACCAUUCCAGACAGAUGAGGAGCGUUGGCUCCAUAGGCUUUGUCCGGUUAGGGCAUUAACAUAUUAGGUUGACAGGACAAAAAGUUGGUGGCAAUCUGAGCAGCUGUUUUUAUGUUUUGGAGCUAAGAAGCAUGGUUAAGUUCUAUCAAAACAGAGGCUGUCCAAUUGGAUCGUGGAGACAAUCAAGAUUGCUUACGAGCAAGCCAACUUACCCCCUCCAGAGAAGGUCACAGGUCAUUCCACUAGGGGUCUUGCUACCUCUUGGACGUUGUUUUAGGGUGCAUCGGUAUCUGACAUUUGCAAUGCAGUGGUGUGGGCCAUACCUUCACAAGGUUUUCCAGGCUUAAUGUCCUGGAUCCUCAGGACCCUGCCUUUGGAACCAGAGUGCAGACAGUGGCGUCUCAGCCAGAUUCAGAAGCAUAUGCAUGAGGUAAUUAUGCAUUCUGUGAACGUUACCAUGCUUUAUAAGUAUGGCAAGCCAUCAAGUCUCUCUAAAUUGGCUGUUCUGCAAGUCAUGUCCUUGCGACGGCUUGGGUAUACAUACCCAUUGUGUAAUGGAAUACAUUUCUUACUUGAAAGGGAACGUUAGGAUAUUAUCACAACCCUGGUUCCUUGAAAUAGAAAUUUAUCCAUUACAAUUCUUUGGUCGCUCCAUACAUUAUAUGCAGUAGGCUGAAGAAAAUGUAUGACGUUAAACGCUGUCCUGCAUGUAGAGACUGGUAUGCCGACGUCGCGGGUGUAAGACGUAGCUUUGGUAGUGUUCAGUUGAAUAGGGCAGAAUACAUUAACCCAUUGUGUAAUGGAUACAUUUCUACUUCAGGGAACCAGUUAUAAUAAUAACCCAACGUUUUACAACUUUUAUACCUCAAACCAAUAAAACAAAAUACAAUUAUACUGUUGGUGUUGUGUGUGGUUUAAUAAUGUGUUGUACAGAAAUCAAUUGUAUUCAAUUAAUACUUCACCUUGUCAUGAAGCUAGUAGUUACAAAACAAGUUAUUACAAUUUUGUGUGCUGAAACUAAAUUUAGUGAAUGAAUGAAUUAAUUGAUACUACUUCACCAGGCUAUGCCCAGUGAGUUCCAUUGACAUUUAUUAUUAUUAGGACCCCCUUGGAAAUUUGAUGUAAAUUGCAAUAGGUUCUUAUUAAAGGUUAAAGAAUAAAUUAUAUGUAUUAUUGAAAGUAACAACUCCUCAAAACAUGUUUGCAGAAGUUAUUGGUUUUCAGAGCAUGAUUAGUAUUUCAUAGUAUCUUAGUAUACAAUAUAUAUAUUAAGCUUCAUAGUAUCUUGGUAUAUAAUAUAUAUAUUAAGCUGACUCACUGUAUGUAGAUUUUAGAAAAGUAGCAUGCUGUGGAUAUGUAGGAAGAAGACUUCUGAGACAAGUACAUUUUGUUUUUCUUUUAUUAUAAAAAUGUAUUACAAUUAUGCCACUGUAAAGCAAGAUUAAAACAAUUAAAGUAGUAUACAUAAGCUUACUACUUCUGCAUAUAUUUACAGAAUAAAACUGAAGAAUGAAACCAUUUUUGGAAAUGCAAUAAAAAAAGCAAUACAAUAUCAA
Acipenser ruthenus (sterlet) is the source of this 7526-nucleotide messenger RNA. It is a transcript of the gene manba, whose product is annotated as mannosidase, beta A, lysosomal. The record is from RefSeq and is a predicted model, not a curated record. Gene Ontology annotation, molecular function: beta-mannosidase activity. Bases 195 to 2885 code for a protein of 896 amino acids. The transcript is spliced from 17 exons. Lineage: Eukaryota; Metazoa; Chordata; Actinopteri; Acipenseriformes; Acipenseridae. Gene Ontology annotation, biological process: carbohydrate metabolic process; glycoprotein catabolic process.